This is a messenger RNA of Leopardus geoffroyi (Geoffroy's cat), 2160 nucleotides long. It is a transcript of the gene SOCS1, whose product is annotated as suppressor of cytokine signaling 1. Lineage: Eukaryota; Metazoa; Chordata; Mammalia; Carnivora; Felidae. Gene Ontology annotation, cellular component: phosphatidylinositol 3-kinase complex. The coding region runs from base 716 to 1366 and encodes 216 amino acids. Gene Ontology annotation, biological process: intracellular signal transduction; phosphatidylinositol phosphate biosynthetic process. The transcript is spliced from 2 exons. The record is from RefSeq and is a predicted model, not a curated record. Gene Ontology annotation, molecular function: 1-phosphatidylinositol-3-kinase regulator activity.
UGCGGGCGGCAGGGGGACGGCGGGAGCAGCCCCAAGGGGUCCGGGGCCGGAUCUGCAGGUGGGACCCCAGAAUCGGGAGGUGCGGCCUGGCUACAGGGGAGUGGAGAACAGAGAUCUACCGGAGACGGGUGCCGAGAUACCUGGUGGGGGGAGGGGAGAGGGGUGUGUCGGAGCCAGUCCAGUGUAUACUAAAAGGGCUUGGCUGCAGAAAUCUGCGCCCUAGGGCAGUAGUGGGGGCAAAAGUAGGGGCUCCAGGUGCAAAGGGGGCGUCGGAACGGCAGGGGGUCCAGAGCCCUUGAUGGAGGGGUCCUAGGAUGGGUGUGAGGCUGGGUCAGGGGAGGGAGGUGCCUCCCCGCGGAGGGUCCCUGAUGGCGUGCGAAAGGUCGAGCUCGUGCGGCCCGCGCCUCGCUCCACCGCCGAAAAAGAAACCGAAAGUGGCGCGGAAGGGCGGGGCCUGCGGGGGGUGGAGCCUUAGGGGGCGGGGCCGCCGCCAGCGGGCCCCACCUCCUACCCAGUUUAAAAUAAAAGACUGGUGCAGGGGCGGGCGCGGAGCAGAGCGAGCUGCGGCCGUGGCAGCUGCACGGCUCCCGGCCCCGGAGCAUGCGCGAGAGCCGCCCCGGAGCCCCCCGCCGCCCCGCCCGCGGCGCCCCGCGCCCCGCCGCCAGCGCACCCCCGGACGCUAUGGCCCACCCCUCCGGCCGGCCCCGCGUGUAGGAUGGUAGCACACAACCAGGUGGCAGCCGACAAUGCAAUCUCCACGGCAGCAGAGUCCCGACGGCGGCCAGAGCCUUCCUCGUCCUCGUCCCCGCCCUCGCCCUCGGCGGCGCCCGCGGUCCCCGCGCGCCCGCGGCCCUGCCCGGCGGCCCCGGCCCCGGCCCCCGGCGACACGCACUUCCGCACGUUCCGCUCUCACGCCGAGUACCGGCGCAUCACCCGAGCCAGCGCGCUGCUCGACGCCUGCGGCUUCUACUGGGGGCCCCUGAGCGUGCACGGGGCUCACGAGCGGCUGCGCGCCGAGCCCGUGGGCACCUUCCUGGUGCGCGACAGCCGCCAGCGGAACUGCUUCUUCGCCCUCAGCGUGAAGAUGGCCUCGGGCCCCACGAGCAUCCGCGUGCACUUCCAGGCCGGCCGCUUCCACCUGGACGGCAGCCGCGAGAGCUUCGACUGCCUCUUCGAGCUGCUGGAGCACUACGUGGCGGCGCCGCGCCGCAUGCUCGGGGCCCCGCUGCGCCAGCGCCGCGUGCGGCCGCUGCAGGAGCUGUGUCGCCAGCGCAUCGUGGCCACCGUGGGCCGCGAGAACCUGGCGCGCAUCCCCCUCAACCCCGUCCUCCGCGACUACUUGAGCUCCUUCCCCUUUCAGAUCUGACUGGCCUCGCACGCAGCAUUAACUCGAGGGCCUUGUUAUUAUUAAUUAUUAUUUCCCUGGAACCACGUGGGUGCCCUCCCCACCUGGGUUGGAGGGAGCGGGUGUGGGGGCGAGGCGCCUCCCCUUCUCGGCUGGAGACGAGGCCGCAGACCCCUCCCCAUGUCUUGGGGGCGGGGGCGCACCCCCCACCCCCCCCCCCGGUGCUCCCUCUGGAUCUCCCUGGUUGUAGCAGCUUAACUGUAUGUGGGGCCAGGACCUGAAUUUACCUCCUACCUCUUCAUGUUUACAUAUACCUAGUAUCUUUGCACAAACCAGGGGUUGGGGGAGGGUCUCUGGCUUUAUUUUUCUGCUGUGCAGAAUCCUAUUUUAUAUUUUUUACAGCCAGUUUAGUUAAUAAACUUUAUUAUGAAAGUUUUUUUUUUAAAAGAAAAAAGGUUUCUAGAGCGUGUGCUUUGCUCCCAGGAUUUCCCCGGGGUUCUGAACGGGUCCACGGCAGAGCGGUCCUAAGACUGAUGGGUUUGGCUGGAGGUGGAGUGUGUGACCUGUGCUCUGUGGCCGGGGGACCUGCAUGGUUCCAGCCCUCAGGGGGGAGAGGAGUAGCCGGUCCAGCGUUGGUGUUUCGUGUGGGGUAAAAUGGCAGCUCCGUGUUUGAGCCCUUAACGUGUGCCUUGCCCUGUUCUGGGUUUUCCAUGCCUCAAUCAGACGAGCCUAUGAAGCAAGACGCUUCUCAUUUUUCCAGAGGAGAAAAGCAAGGCAGGGGGUGAAUGUGCCUGUGGCCAUUCCCGUGUCAGAGA